This is a messenger RNA of Stegastes partitus (bicolor damselfish), 1759 nucleotides long. RefSeq names its product obscurin-like. The transcript is spliced from 3 exons. The annotation marks the transcript as partial. NCBI's taxonomy places the organism in Eukaryota, Metazoa, Chordata, Actinopteri, Pomacentridae. The record is from RefSeq and is a predicted model, not a curated record.
AGCUUCCUGUCAACAUUGUAAAACCUCUGCAGGAUAAGACGGCCCUCGAGAAAAGCCGCGUGAUCCUCGAUUGCACCGUGUCCAACCCCAGAUGCAGCAUCCGCUGGUACAAAGGCAGCAACGUCAUCCUGCCCUCCGAACGCUUUGAGAUCUGCAGCGAGGGCUGCUAUCGCAAGCUGAUCAUCCAGCAGGUGGCGCUAGAUGACGACGGCACAUACAGCGUGCAGGUUGGAGAGUAUACAUGCUCUGCAAAGCUGACAGUGGAGGCCCAGUCUUUGCUGAUGGUCCGAGAGCUCAAAGACGUGGAGGUCGUGGCUCCCGACGAGGCCUGCUUUGAAUGUGAGGUCUCGGUCCCUGUCCUCAAGUCCCCCGUGUGGAGUCUGAACGGGGAGCCCUUGCAGCCGAGCUCUCGGGUUCGUCUGGAGAAGAUGGGGACGGUCCACAGGCUGACCCUCCGGCAGACCUCCACAGACAUGACCGGGGAGGUGGAGUUCACCUUUGGGAAAGCAAAGAGCAGAGCCCAGCUUCGGGUCAUGAGUGACCCUUGAGCGAAGCCCCUCAUCCGUCUUCGCCUGAUAACUACGCCGACUGAUUUCAACUUGUAACACUGACAUCGCUUAUAUAUUUACGCACAGUCUAUAAAAAAAACUGGCUUAAACAGGGUUGUGAUGGAUUUUCAUGCAGUUCUUUUGAUCGUCUAAUAGCUUUCUGUUCACAUAAAACGUGUCGUAGCGUGUGAGGAUGACUUGAUUUUGUUCCUUUGUCAUUACACAAAUAGCAGUUUCAGUGUAAAUAAAUAAUGCCCUGUGUGAAAGUGGUUUGACUGUUAACUAGGUUUAGAUGCUCCAGCUUAAUGUGUAUUUGUGCCAAUAAUAAAUAUCUGGUUGAAAUACUGUAAAGAUGAGUCUAUAGUUAGGUCCGUACAGUCCAUAUUAAGAGUUCUACCUACAGUAUAUGUUCACUGUAAUCCACAGGUCUAAUGCUCAGGCCCAAAACUGACAUAAAGCAAAACCAAAAUGACACAUCUGGUCUUGUUCCUACACUGAUUGUACCUUGUACAUACAUCCUGCCCUUAUAAAUUCGUUUUUAUGCUCAAGCUAUUCUUGGUAGAACUCCAGAACCAGAACUUACAGACUAUAUAUGCAUUUUUUUUAACACAAUAUACCUUGAUUUGCACUCAGUUUAGGCAUCCCAUAUAUCAGAGCAUGUUUUUUUUUUUUUGUGGCUGCUGUGACAGAGACUCUUUUGGUUUAGAAAACAGACGUAUUACUUCCAGUCGACUCCCCGAAAUCAGAUCAGACACCACACCGAAUGGAUCAUUUAGGCAACAGCUCGUUCAACUUCACAAAUCAAGUCUAUUUUCAUCAUUUGUUCAUUGUAUAGAAAUUGUUUUUGUAUGUUUUGAUGACGAGUUUGAAUGAGGAAAGUUCUGUCUUGCAGUUAAAAGGGGCUUGUAAUGUAAAUACAUUGGGCCAAAAACAAUGAGGUAAUUUAGGGAAAGAAAUAGGUUCACAAAUUACUUGAUCGCCUUGAUUGAUAAUCAAGGGCACGCUUUUGAUUUAUUGAAAUGCUUUGUUGAGUGCGGUUUGAUGAGUGGAGAAUGAUAGCUGUUUUCAUAUGAAAUCUGUUCCAUAUUCCAUUUUUCCAUUUGACCUGUUUCCAGCUCUGCCAUGUUGUGUUGAGCGUUAGGUACGAGAAGUCAAGUACUGUAGUGAAAUAUGACCUGUUUCAAUAAAACAUGCUUUAUUGAUGCACGGUA